UCCCCGGAAAUUACGUAACAAGACGUGCGUGGCGCAGGGCCGCUGUUUCCGCAAACAGAAUCGUGUGUGGCUGUGCUGUGUUAGUGUAUGAAGUUUUGCCAUCAAUUUAAGUAAUCAACAAUGGAAAAGCCUGCAAAUGCAGAGGAAUAUGAAAAGAUGUCUCGUGAACAGGCAAAAUCCUCCGUAAAUUCUGAAACAGAGUCUUCAUUUAGUAUUGAUGAAAAUACAACAGCUUCUGGGAUUGGGCUUUCUGAACAGCCUCCUAUCUGUGAGCUAGCAGACACACCAAAAAAGAGGAAAGAGUUUGAAGAUAAUCUUUUAAAGGAAAGUUCCAGUUGUGGGGAAGACACUCCAUCCAAGAAAAGAAAACUUGAUGCUAAAAUUGUCCCAGAGGAAAAAGGUUCUGGUGAUGAUGAAGGCAUGUCAAAGAAAAGAAAAAGAGAAACUGAUGAUGUUCUCAAAGAUGAACCUUCCACUGGAGAUGGCACUCAAAAAAAGAGAAAAAUAGAACUUGAGGAUGUUUCUGAAAAGCAGAAAAACCUGGAAGAAGGACACAGCUCAACAGUAGCUGCUCACUACAAUGAACUUCAGGAAGUUGGUUUGGAGAAGCGUAGUCAAAGUCGUAUUUUUUACCUAAGAAACUUUAAUAACUGGAUGAAAAGUGUUCUCAUUGGGGAAUUUUUAGAAAAAGUACGACAGAAAAAAACCCGAGAUAUCACUGUUUUGGACCUGGGAUGUGGUAAAGGCGGAGAUUUGCUCAAGUGGAAAAAGGGAAGAAUUAGCAAGCUCGUUUGUACUGAUAUUGCUGAUGUUUCUGUCAAACAGUGUCAGCAGCGGUAUGAAGACAUGAAAAAUCGUCGUGAUAACGAAUAUAUUUUCAGUGCAGAAUUUAUAACUGCUGACUGCUCAAAGGAACUUUUGAUGGACAAAUUUCAUGACCCAGGAAUGUGCUUUGACAUCUGCAGUUGUCAGUUUGUCUGCCAUUACUCAUUUGAGUCCUAUGAGCAGGCUGAUAUGAUGCUCAGAAAUGCCUGUGAGAGACUUAGUCCUGGGGGCUAUUUUAUUGGUACUACCCCCAAUAGCUUUGAACUGAUAAGACGCCUGGAAGCUUCAGAAACAGAAUCAUUUGGAAAUGAAAUAUAUACUGUGAAAUUUCAGAAGAAAGGAUAUUAUCCUUUAUUUGGCUGCAAAUAUGACUUCAACUUGGAAGGUGUUGUGGAUGUCCCUGAAUUCUUGGUGUAUUUUCCAUUGCUAAAUGAAAUGGUGAAGAAGUACAAUAUGAAACUAGUCUACAAAAAAACAUUUCUGGAAUUCUAUGAAGAAAAAAUUAAGAACAAUGAAAAUAAAAUGCUGUUAAAACGAAUGCAGGGCCUGGAGCCAUAUCCUGCAAACGAGAAUUCUAAACUUGCCUCUGAGAAGGUGGAUGACUAUGAACAUGCAGCAAAGUACAUGAAGAAAAGUCAAGUAAGGUUACCUUUGGGAACCUUAAGUAAAUCAGAAUGGGAAGCUACAAGUAUUUACUUGGUUUUUGCCUUUGAGAAGCAGCAGUGAGCAUGUAGGCAGUAGUUGCAGAGGAACUGUGCUCUGUCCUGCACAGAUUUGAACAAUCCAUCUCAGAUACAUUUGACAGCUCUGUUUAUUUUAAUUCUAAAUGUACAGGAUGCUGCCAGAAACUCCAGUGUGUAAAUUCAACAUUUGCUGUCUGUGACAGAUGAACUUUGGUGUAUGUAUAUAAGAAGGAGUUGGGAUCUUUGUCUUUAAAAUCUAUUUUUAAGUAAUGUUCUAAGAAUUCCAUUUGCCCCUAGUCUCUUAGCUCUUAAAAAUUAUAAUAUGACUUGUAAAAGCAACUGAACUCCUUUCCACAGUGCUCUGAUUUGUUCAAUGUGUGUUAACAGUGUUAAAUUCAUUGCAGUUGUAGGAUUGGUCAGAGCAUUUCCAUCAUGUGCUCAAUUUCUGUAGUUUUUUGUUAUAUAUUGUUUUUUAAGACUAAAUGUGUUGCAUUCUGUACAAUUGAAUGUAAGUGUAUAUGUAUUACUAAAGUUAUAAGUUUAAAACUCAAUUUAGAUGGUCAUAAAGGCUACUUAACUAGAUUUUUAGCGAUUUAUUGCAUUUCAAAAUAAAUAACUACUUUAUUUGCUAAUAUGCUGCAAUCUGGAGCUCAUUAGAACAUUUUAUAUGGCAGCAUAGAAUUAUUUUGGAAUUCUUUUAAGAAUUUCCUACCAUAGCAAUUUUUCCAGUUAUCAAGAUUGAAAUUAGACAAAUUUACCUUUCUUCAUUGAAUGAUGCCAUGGUUAUUUUGCUCAAGAUUUGGUGAAAAUCCCUCUCAUGUAAACCUGUUGCACAUUUUUUUCAAACUUAUAAAUGGAACUGUAGUAGAAGUUUAGGGCUGUAAAGAGAGCAAAUAGAUUUCAGAUUAAUUCUUACUGACUAAUGCUGUGUACCCACUUCAGCCCCAAAAUAAGCAAUACCUGUUCCUCUGUGACAACAUCAGAACUUUGUACAGUAGGUGCCAUUGUCUAAUCACGGUUCAGAAUUUUUAUUUGCCAUUUCAGAACUAUUAUGAUUGUCAUUAAAACUAUCAAUGGUGUAAUACUCUUCCAAAACUUAUGCCUAUGUCGACUAUUGUCUUUACUAAACUUGCCAGUUUUUAGAUGUUGUAAAAUACUUAAAGAGCAAGGCAGAGCAAUUGCAUAUUCUUUUAAAGAUCAUGUAUUUAAAGCAUGGUUUAUAAUAACAUUACUUUCUGUGGUUAUUCAUAGUACUUGUUUUAAAAACAUAGUCUCUUAAUUAGUUUAUAUCUGUUGAUUGUUCAUGGUGUUAAGAGUAGCAGGCUUUUUAGCAAGCAAACACGGGUUUCUUCAUUUCUGUUCCUUUUACAAUCUGUCAAUCUCCAAACUAUUACCAAUUUAUAAAAAUUAAGUCUUUUUUUUUUUUUUUUUUUUGCUGUAGUAAUGAUUUACCUUAAGUCAUAUGGGAAAUAAAUAAUAAUACAUCUGACCCUGGUGGUUGCUAUUAGCUAGGAAAGGCUGGGUAAUGGUGCAGGAGAGGUGGAGAAGGGGAGAGGAGCUCUUUUACAUAUUUGGGUUCAUUUUAGUUCUAGGGAAGGGCCAGAAGUAUUUUGAUAGUUUGGUAGGUACAGAAAGCUUCAUCAUUAUUUCCUGUUGUUCUCAUUUAAUGCUCUUAGUUAAACAGUAAUAGUAAUGCUUGUAUUUGUAGCCUCUUUCAGCCCUUUGUAUGCUCUUUCAGCAUACAAAGUGGGACAGGCUUUGAGGCAGGGUGUGAUAUUGGUCAACAGUAGAAAAGCAGAAAAAGCAUUGUUAGCCAUGAAAUGUCCAAAUUUUCAGACCCAUUAGCUCUUUAGGAAUUUAUUCUUCAGCCUCACAUAGCUUAUUGCCAUUAAGUUAUUUUGAUAUAUAUAUAUUACAUUACAUGGGUAAUUUUGGGAAGAGAAGAAUCUCCCAAAGGAUGGAGUAACUGGUGGUAAUACAAAGCAGAGAGAACAGAAAGGUGGAGUUCCUAGGGCCUUUAGUGACUAGAAAGGAACAGGGAGCCAGACUGGAUCUGCACAGGGGCUCUGGGAACUGAGCCAGCUGUUCUAGGUGUGGGAGAGGCUCAUGCGGAGCCUACAGGGCACUGAGCUCAGGCAGCCACCUUUUUCCUUGAGCUUUGUUCGCCGGUUGCCUUAUCUGUUCUUCCUUGCUGCAAUUAUCUGGUCAGUGGCUCAAGAAGAGUCAAGGAAAGGACUGGAAAAGCUAGCCCCUGCCCACUCUCUCCCAUCAACAAGGUGAAGGCUGGUAGUUCUCUCCCCCUAAACAUUCCACAUUCUGACUGUUUGGUUUUCCAUUUAAAAAAUUGGUAACUGUUACUCAAGGGGUAUGGCUUUCCACUGGGAGGCCAGGAAGAGUGCCUGUUAUACCAAGCUCAGUGAAGUAGGUGGUUCCUGGAAGUGGCCACAGGGCACUCCCAAUGCUGCCACGCAGAUUUAUCAUCCAAGAGUGAAUUAGAAAUGAAGAUCAAAUCAGCCAUUUGUGGGAAUUGAAGAACUGGAGAUUGGGAUGAUUGGCCUGGGAACAUGGCUGGAUUUUGCUAUAACCAGGAAUGCUAACAUUGAAUUCUUUGGGCCUAGAAUAUACUCAAGGAGUGGCACUAGUAGCCACAGGGUUCAGGAAGAGAAGCUGGCCAUUUGCUGCUAUAUCUGGGGCUAACCUGCAGAGAGAUUCAUAAGCCUGCCAGAGAGUAACUUGCGCACCGCACUGUCAGGCAGGGCCCUCCUGCACCCACCAUGCACUCUGGGUAUGGUGUAACUCCCCAAAGAAGUUUGCCUGCAGUGAGAAAAAUUACUGGGUAGAGACCCUCACUUAUGUUAAUGCAUCUGUGGAAAGACUGAUGGGUACAGUGGAUUUCCUAGUCUGCUUCCCCCACCUACACUUGGGAGUUGAGGAAAUAGGAUUGCUGUUUGACUUCACAUGUUCACAUAGGAUCAGAGCAGAAGCAUACAAAGUGGGACAGGCUUUGAGGCAGGGUGUGCUAUUGGUCAACAGUAGAAAAGCAGAAAAAGCAUUGUUAGCCAUGAAAUGUCCAGGUUUUCAGACCCAUUAGCUCUUUAAGAAUUUAUUCUUCAGCCUCACAUAGCUUAUUGCCAUUAAGUUAUUUUGAUAAAUAUUUAAAUAUCCUGAUGAAGAUUUGGCUUCUUAUAUAGGUCUGCCUACAGAGUGAAACAUUAGCUACUGAACAUUAUUUUCUCAGGCUUUGUAUGUUUGGGUUAUCUUGAGCUAGUCACUGCAAAGGUCUCUAGGUUUGUAGAGGCCAGAUCCAGGGACCAAGGCCCAGUAAUAGAAGUUGUACCAAAAUACCUGUGAUGUUUAGUGGUCAAAUAGGAGGUAUAAGUUUAUAAUGUUACAACCUCCCUAGUUGCUAGUAUAUCAAAUACUGCCAUACCUGGUAAGUUUUUUAAUUUUGUGCCCUUUGACAAAACAAACAUUCCUGAAUCUUUGAAGGCAACCAAUGUAAUGACUGCUGAACUUACUUUAUUAUAUACUUAACAUUUAUUAAGCUCCUACCUUAUAGUAAUCACUAUUCUAAAUGUUUUACACGUGGUUAACUCAUUUUGAUCCUUGUAACAGCUCCAUGAGGUAAGCACCAUUAUCCACAUUUUAAUGAUGAGGAAACCAAGGCAUAGAGAGGCUAUAGAUGUGCUCAGGAUAGGGCCAGGAUUUUAACGCCCCACCCCAAGUUAGGCAUGUCCUCCAGUAGCAUGUUCAGUAUCUCCAAGGGUAUCAGGCCCAGCCUUGCCUAUCCACUGCCUGCAACUCCAGAUGUUAACUAUUAGAGCUCUACUGUUUUGAUUCAGAACUUUGUUACACUUACUUAAAUGUUUGCCGAGAGGAGCAUUUAUUGCUGAGUAAGAAGUUUUGUUGAGAGAGGGUAGAGAAAGCAGGAGAGACUUGAGCAUACUGGCAGGAAGCAAAAAUAGACUUGGUUUUCAUAGUUUGGUAGCCCUGCUCCUUUAGCAGCUAGUCCUGUAGCAAAUCUAGUUUAGUCUGCAAGGGAGAGUGGUUCUCUUCCUACUCUCACCAUUGGAAGUGGCAGUUAAGAGUGUGAGAGUGUGGGCAAGGGGAGAGGCCAAGAAAGAAACAUUUCUUCAGUCCAAGUAUCCAGAGGCAAAUUGUUUUGUUUAACAUUUUAUUUAAGUGUAACAUCCAUACAAACAGUGUCAGUUAUUUUUCCAAAAUGGGUCACCUGCAUACAAUCAGAACCUCAGAAGCUCCUAUCCGGUUCCCUUUCAGUUACUACCUCUCCAAGGGUAACCACUAUCCUGAAUUCUAAGAGCAUAGAGGAGUUCUGUCUGGGUUUGGAUGUUACAUGAAUGGAAAUAAACAUGCAUUCUUUGUACCUGGCUUAUUUCCCUCAAUAUUGUUUGUGAGACUUUUGUCGCAUGUAUUUGUACAUGGUCCUUCCUUUCCAUGGUUGUAUAGUAUUCCAUUGUGUGAAUAAACCACAUACUAUUUAUCCAA
This is a messenger RNA of Microcebus murinus (gray mouse lemur), 6014 nucleotides long. RefSeq names its product RNA guanine-7 methyltransferase (gene RNMT). Gene Ontology annotation, molecular function: mRNA 5'-cap (guanine-N7-)-methyltransferase activity. Gene Ontology annotation, biological process: 7-methylguanosine mRNA capping. The record is from RefSeq and is a predicted model, not a curated record. Gene Ontology annotation, cellular component: nucleus. Lineage: Eukaryota; Metazoa; Chordata; Mammalia; Primates; Cheirogaleidae.